Molecule: messenger RNA, 2035 nt
Organism: Erpetoichthys calabaricus (reedfish)
Lineage: Eukaryota; Metazoa; Chordata; Cladistia; Polypteriformes; Polypteridae
Product: prostaglandin E synthase-like
Exons: 3
Coding region: 92-541 (149 amino acids)
Biological process (GO): prostaglandin biosynthetic process
Cellular component (GO): membrane
Molecular function (GO): prostaglandin-E synthase activity
Source: RefSeq, a predicted model, not a curated record
AGUUCGUCAGUAGGAGCUGUUAACAUUUUCAUCUUAUGCGUAUACUGAGACCAUAUUAUUAAACCGUCUAAAUUAGUUUUUUUCCGUAAUCAUGGCUAUGGAUCUUUGCAACGAUGUUUUCAGCUCCUUCGUGUUUUAUGCCACGUUACUCGUUAUAAAGAUGUACGCGAUUGCUAUUCUCACGGGGCAGCUCCGUCUAAGGAAAAAGGCUUUUGCUAAUCCUGAAGAUGCCCUGCGCCAUGGGGGUUUAAAAUUUUGCCGGCGGGACCCUGAUGUGGAGCGCUGCAGAAGGCUGCACCGUAAUGACAUGGAGUGCGUCUAUCCUUUCCUGUUCAUCGGCGUAUUGUACUGCAUGCUGGACCCCAGUCCAUCAAUCGCCAAACUCCAUUUUCGGAUUUUUUUCCUUGCUAGGCUUGUGCACACCGUGGCCUACCUGUUUGCUUUGAAAGCCCCAACCCGAUCCCUGGCUUACACAGUAGGACAGAUUCCGUGCUUUUCAAUGGCCAUCAAGAUUAUUCUGAAUGUUGCUUCUUCCUGGUAAAAAUCAGAGUAACAGAACUCAUUACAGGGAAUAAGACGCUGGAAUGCACUGCUGGAGCACCUUUACUCUCUGAAUGAGGUGCGCCGGGGUGCAUUCAGCAUUCUAGCGCCUCAAGCGCUUAAGUUGCACUUAAUGAACUAAUGGCCUCUGCUGGACCCACAAUGGAGUAAAACGCUGGAUAAAGGAAUUGACAUCUUACACCGCACUGCUUAUUGGCAUUAAGAGUCCCACUGGUCAUAAAGAUGAGAGAGAAAGUGAAAUCUGAAUGUUUAUUUAAGCAAGUUGAAGUGAAUGUUAAAACAAAUGGCAAAACAGAAACCACAAAGCAGCAACUGGACUUUGAAAGAGCUUUCAAAAGAGCUGCACUGCUGUGUUACAUUUUAUAAUAACGUCAACCAAGCACAGUUUUUUUUUUAAUCUGGGCUGCUUUUUUAAUGCUAUAUAUGUUACAUUUCAGUAUUUACAAUCAAUAUACAGUAUAUAAUUUACAUCUUUACAUCUGUGUCGUUAUGUCUUUAUGUUACCCAUGUUUCAUAUGUCAGAAGUAAAGUACUGCUGAAGAACGAACCUGAAUGGAUUUUUGUAAAGACAGCUAAGAAGAACAAACGAAACAAAGCAGUGAUAUUGACAUCCAAGGAAUAUCUGCGGAUUAUCAAAAAUGUAAAAUCCAAGAUGUGAUUUCUUGUUGCCUUUUUAGAGAACACAUUUUAUAAACCCUCUACUACCUGCGGGUUAGAUGUUACCUGGGAGAAUCUGAAAGGCUUACCAUUAACAAGAUGGAUGAAGUCAAGACUGCCAGUCAGACGCCCAAAGGAGUUGGAACAGCAGGAACACCACUCAACAAAGAGGCUUCGACAAUUUAAAACCCAAUAAGAUGAUGUUUGAUUUUAUUCUUAACAGAUAUUGCUUGUGACAUCUGGUUUGUGUUUAUAUAUAUAUUUCAGGAAUUAUUUGUGCAUUUGUCAUUUUUAUAACAAUUUGGAAACUUCAAGAUGUACUUGUAUGGACUAAGAGAUGAGAAUUAUGACACCAGCAAGAUGAAUAUUUCUGCUGUGUAAAAACAAACUGACUUGUGUAAUAUUCUGUUCAUUUAUUGUUAAAUUAAUGUUGGGACCACAUUUGGUACAAGCCUGCAUCUUCAACUGAAAAAGUAGAACUUUAAGAAUGCAGAUGUAAAUAUGAAUUUAUUGAUCACUGGGGCAGGGAUGCCAUUUUUAUUUUAUUUUUCUUCCUGAGACUUGAGUUCAUUUUGACUUGAAUGAAACUGAUAGGGGGGCUUAUGGGAAUGUAUAUAUUUUUUUCUUUCUUGUAAUUUUUGAGCUAUGUUUUUAUACAAAUUUUACACUGAAUUCAGCCUUCCACACGGAGGGCCUGACAAUGAAUACUUUGUGUUGUAGUUUGUCUCUUUUGUUUUUAAGUUGGAUGUAUAUAUAUUUGCCUGUUGUUUUCUUUUUUUCUUUUUCAAAAAAAAAAGAAAUAAAAAGAAAGAAAUGU